Molecule: messenger RNA, 1448 nt
Organism: Carassius auratus (goldfish)
Lineage: Eukaryota; Metazoa; Chordata; Actinopteri; Cypriniformes; Cyprinidae
Product: ubiquitin-like-conjugating enzyme ATG3
Exons: 12
Coding region: 159-1124 (321 amino acids)
Biological process (GO): nucleophagy; glycophagy; autophagosome assembly
Cellular component (GO): cytosol; phagophore assembly site
Molecular function (GO): Atg8-family ligase activity
Source: RefSeq, a predicted model, not a curated record
AUAUUUGGGAUGCGGAAGUGUUUGUCAGCUGAUGUAGGUCAUGUGGCGUAGCCCGAUAAAAAACGUUAUUUAAACAGACUCUGUAUGUAGUGUGUCUCAAGCAUAAUUCGUUUGAAUCUCUUCGCGAAUUAAUCUAUCUCGGAGAGUCUUGUUCCAGCAUGCAGAACGUCAUUAACUCGGUGAAAGGCACUGCUCUGGGAGUGGCCGAGUUUUUAACGCCAGUUUUGAAGGAAUCUAAAUUUAAAGAAACUGGGGUUAUAACUCCAGAGGAGUUUGUUGCAGCAGGAGAUCAUCUGGUUCAUCACUGCCCCACAUGGAAAUGGUCGUCUGGAGAAGAAGCAAAGGUGAAGCCCUAUCUGCCCAAAGACAAGCAGUUUCUAUUUACCCGAAAUGUUCCAUGUUACAAGCGCUGUAAACAGAUGGAGUACUCCGAUGAGCUGGAGGUCAUUAUAGAAGAGGAUGAUGGAGAUGGGGGAUGGGUGGAUACCUAUCACAACUCUGGUGUUACAGGGGUGACAGAAGCAGUUCAGGAAAUCUCAUUGGAUAAUAAGUUUUGUAUGCAUGUGAAGGACAAUAUGAAUAUGAACGUGCAGACGGGUGCAAGUGGAAACGGUGAUGACGAUGAUGAUGAAGGAGAUGCAGCAGACAUGGAAGAAUAUGAAGAAAGUGGACUUUUGGAGACUGAUGAAGCCACUCUUGACACAAGUAAAAUGGCAGAUUUAAGUAAAACCAAGACAGAAGCUGGAGGGGAAGAUGCCAUUCUACAGACAAGAACUUAUGAUCUUUACAUCACAUAUGAUAAAUAUUACCAGACCCCAAGACUAUGGCUGUUUGGAUAUGAUGAGGACAGACAGCCUCUAACGGUGGAUCAGAUGUAUGAAGAUAUCAGCCAGGAUCAUGUUAAAAAGACCGUCACCAUUGAGAAUCAUCCCCACCUGCCUCCACCUGCUAUGUGCUCUGUGCAUCCAUGCAGACAUGCAGAGGUUAUGAAAAAGAUUAUUGAAACCGUAGCGGAAGGAGGAGGAGAGCUUGGGGUCCAUAUGUAUCUUCUGAUUUUCCUGAAAUUUGUGCAAGCUGUCAUUCCUACAAUAGAAUAUGAUUACACAAGGCAUUUCACCAUGUAACUUACUGUUACGACCACAACUAUGACAACAAGUAUUGUAACUGCGUUGAGGAAGCAGAGACGAUAUAAAACUCAAAAGAGACCGUGUCCUGGAAAGAUGCUGGGAAUGUUCUAUGAAAUGCCUGGGAAGAGAUCUGGGGAAUCUGAUGGUUAGCCACACACAUAUAAAUCCAGUUUUUCUGACUAUUCUUCAGCUUUUUCUCUUAAUGCUAUCCUGAAAGUAAAAGUGUUUUAUUUUCUAUUUACGUUUAAAAGAAAAAAAACUAUGUUUCAUAUAACAAGACGUUCUCUUGUUUUAAUGGCAAAUAAAAAUGUCUGUCAGAUA